Molecule: messenger RNA, 1078 nt
Organism: Zychaea mexicana
Lineage: Eukaryota; Fungi; Mucoromycota; Mucoromycetes; Mucorales; Lichtheimiaceae
Product: Alpha/Beta hydrolase protein
Exons: 8
Coding region: 53-1078 (341 amino acids)
Source: RefSeq, a predicted model, not a curated record
CUCUCUUUCUUCUUUCUUUCAUCGCCAGAGCGAAGGAAAAAAGAAAAUCAAAAUGACUCGCCUGACUCCAACUUAUGAAGGAGUUAUUUCUGUUCAUCCGAUUACAACAAACCAUGAUACGAUGCGACUUGCUGUUGAACGCCAUGAAUUUCCCCCACCAUCUGGCUCUUCCGCCACCGCAAGAAUUGCGUUUCUGUGGUCCCAUGGAUCGGGUUUUCACAAAGAAUUGUUGCAUCCACUCAUGCGACGAUUUAUCGAACGAUUACGUUCUAAAUCCGUGUAUGAGAGCACUCAUAUUGACUUUAUAGCCUGGGACAAUAGAACCCAUGGCGACUCGGCUAGAUUGAACCACGAGUAUCUGGACCAGUAUAAAGUGCUUUGGUUUGACCUCGCUAUGGAUACGCUACAAGUCAUCCGGAAAAUGGCUUUGGGUAAAGAAGGUUAUGAUAAGUUGAUAGGCGUCGCACAUAGCAUUGGUGCUAGUACAAUGCUGCUCGCAGAGUUUAUUCAACCCAAUAUUUUUGACGGUAUUUGCAUUAUGGAACCAGUGAUACGGAAUUGGGCACUCGGACCUGCAGAAGUCGGACGAUACCCUUUGAUUACCAGUACUUUAAAAAGACAGGAUACUUGGCCAGAUCGAGAAGCAUGCAGGAAGACAUUGCGCAAAAAUCCGGUUUGGAGAAAGCUGCAUCCUGAAGCGCUUGAAAAUUAUGUGAAUUACGGAUUGUAUGACACGGAUGAAGGCAAAGUAAAGCUCAAAUGUCCCAAAAAACAAGAGAGUUUGCUAAGUCAAGGAGCUACUUAUGACGCCUACACGAGCUGUAUGUCGCUUAAAAUGGUUUCGAUCCCGGUCCAUGCAGUGCUUUGUAAACAGCCAAUGAUAGAUGUAACUGCGAGGUCCCAUCCUGAAGAUAUAGGAGCACAAUCAGCUAUGGUGACAGUAUGCGUGAUUGACGGAUGGCAUACACUGCCUGCAGAAGAUCCGGAUCGAUUAGUACCAGAAAUCGAGAGGUUGACGGAAGUCGUGUUGUGCAACAAGGAAAACGACAAGAAAAACUUUAGGGAAUCUCGACUCUGA